AACGACACGACCAGCAUGCAAGCCAAUCUCAGCCAGUCCUGGCACGAGAACCUUCCGGUUGUGAUAACCGUCUCCCUGCUUCUCUGCUUGGUGAUCAUAGCCACCGUGAUCGGCAACAUCUUCGUCAUCGCAGCCAUCAUCUGGGAGCGCAACCUGCGUACCGUCAGCAACUACCUGGUGCUCUCGUUGGCCGUUGCAGACUUGAUGGUGGCUUGCCUGGUGAUGCCACUGGGUGCCGUUUACGAGGUGACGCGCGAGUGGAGAAUGCCACCGGAGCUGUGCGACGUGUGGACGUGCUGCGAUGUGCUGUGCUGCACCGCGUCCAUCUUACACUUGCUCGCGAUCGCUGUGGACCGGUACUGGGCGGUGACCAUCGUGGACUACAUGCGGCAGCGGGACGUUCGGAAGGUGGGCAUCAUGAUAUUCUUGGUGUGGAGCGUGGCCUUCGUAGUGUCUAUAGCACCGAUCUUCGGCUGGAAGGACAAGGACUCGCGCAGCCGUGUCCUGCACGAGAAGAAGUGCCUGGUGAGUCAGGACGCCGCGUACCAGGUGUUCGCCACGUGCUCCAGCUUCUACGUGCCGCUCAUCAUGAUCCUGCUGCUGUACUGGCGCAUCUUCAAAGUGGCCCGCCAGAGGAUUCGCCACAAGCCCGGAGCCAAGGCAGUGCUCAUAGUUCACAAAGAACCGUCGACGUCGUCCGCCGUGGCUUCCAACGAGAACACGCCUCAGCACAAUGCUACCGUCGCGAGCUCACCCGUGCGCAACAGCAGUAAUCAGUCGUCGCCCAGCAACGGCAUGAACAAAGCCAUGCAUGGCGGCAUCGGCCGCCUUCUCGUGCUCACGAAGCGCGAGAAGAAGCACGUCGAGGAGACGAUUGAGUCUCGGCGGGAGCGCAAGGCAGCCAAGACGGUGGCCAUCAUCACCGGCGUGUUCGUCAUGUGCUGGCUGCCCUUCUUCGUCAUGGCGCUCGUCAUGCCACUGUGCGAGACGUGCGACCCCGGAAAGCUGGUGUUCAGUUUCUUUCUGUGGCUGGGCUACGCGAACUCGAUGAUAAACCCGAUAAUAUAUACCAUAUUCAGUCCUGACUUUCGCAACGCCUUUAAUAGAAUACUGUGUGGCAAGAAGCCGCCCAUGAGAUGACAGGAAUGAGAUUCCAGAUUUGCAGCGGUUACACUGUUGGUUUUUUUAUCAAGCUUCAGGCCACUCUUGGUGACCUCU
Messenger RNA from Rhipicephalus microplus (southern cattle tick), 1218 nucleotides. It is a transcript of the gene 5-HT1B, whose product is annotated as 5-hydroxytryptamine (serotonin) receptor 1B. Gene Ontology annotation, biological process: positive regulation of MAPK cascade; adenylate cyclase-activating adrenergic receptor signaling pathway. The record is from RefSeq and is a predicted model, not a curated record. Lineage: Eukaryota; Metazoa; Arthropoda; Arachnida; Ixodida; Ixodidae. Gene Ontology annotation, cellular component: plasma membrane. Gene Ontology annotation, molecular function: G protein-coupled receptor activity.